Teleopsis dalmanni is the source of this 1712-nucleotide messenger RNA. Its product is annotated as retinol dehydrogenase 12. The transcript has 2 exons. The record is from RefSeq and is a predicted model, not a curated record. Lineage: Eukaryota; Metazoa; Arthropoda; Insecta; Diptera; Diopsidae. The coding region runs from base 312 to 1373 and encodes 353 amino acids.
AAAUCACACUGAAAUGCUUCAGAAACCUCAGCCUGUAUGCAUACGGUUUUUAGAUUACCAAAUGAGCAAAUCAGUAAUGAAAGUUUCUUGAAAGAGUGCAGUAGAUUGGGAAGACGCAACAAUAUCAAGUGACUUUGCUGGAAGAGAAACAACAUACUCGUAAAACACAUUCCAAAGAAGAAAAAGUAAUAAAAAAAGGUCGAUUCAAGCCAGCAAAGCAGGGAAGCAAGCCAAGUUGUUAAUUAAAGCCGCCAGUUGGCUAUAACGGCUCAAAAAAGAAAGUUUGUAGUUAAGUUCUGCAAACUUUGAUUAUGACGGAGGAUAUCACAGUGAGUCCACCUGAAGAUCCAGAGAAAUCGCUUUGUUUUCAAGGACCUUGGGCUUGGAUUAUAUUAAUUUUACUCAUUCUUGGUGCCAUAAUAUUUAUUAUGUAUUUGCUGCGUAAAUGUUUUCAAAAUCCGUAUUAUCGUAAAGCGAAUCGCAUCGAUGGAAAAGUUGUUAUUAUCACUGGUUGCAACACUGGCAUUGGCAAAGAAACCGCUUUAGAGCUAGCGCAACGCGGCGCAAAAAUUUAUAUGGCUUGCCGUGAUUCAGCACGAUGUGAAGCUGCACGUCUAGAAAUCAUACAACGCACACAGAAUCAGCAAGUAUACAAUCGCACUUUGGACUUAGCAUCACUGGCUUCAGUACGACAAUUUGCUGAGAAUUUCUUAGCCGAAGAGCCACGCUUAGAUAUUUUAAUCAAUAAUGCCGGCUUAAUGGCAACACCACGAAAACUCACUGCUGAUGGCUUUGAACAACAGUUUGGUGUGAAUCAUUUGGGACAUUUUCUUUUGACUAAUUUAUUAUUGGAACGCAUCAAGGCUUCAGCACCUAGUCGUAUUAUUGUGGUCAGCUCAGCAGCACAUUUACUUGGGCGUAUAUACAAAAAUGAUAUAAACAGUGAAAAAAGUUAUUCUAAAUUUCUUGGCGCUUACUGUCAGAGUAAGCUUGCAAAUAUAUUGUUUACUAGAAAAUUAGCUGAGAUGUUGAAAGAUACUAAAGUGACUGUUAAUGCCUUACAUCCUGGUGUAGUGCGUACGGAACUGACACGUUAUACAAACGAAAACUCAACUUGUGUAUGGGCUUUGAUACGUGCAUUUGUUAGACUUAGGCUUAGAGAUGCAAAAGCUGGAGCUCAGACAACAUUAUGUUUGGCAUUGGAUCCUGAUUUGGAAAAUAAAACAGGGGGAUAUUAUGAAGAUUGCAAACCGCAUUUUCUUCCACCAUGGGCUAAAAAUAAAGAAACGGCAGAGUGGUUAUGGAAAGAAAGUGAAAAAAUGGUCGGCCUACAGCCAAGCGAUGAAAUAUCAAGUGUUGUUGUCAAUCCAUAAAAGUGAAAGUGCAUUAGUAAUUUAAAAUAAUUUUUGAAUUAUUGAAUUUCAUGAUACGCAAGAGAUUGAAGUGAAAUGAAGAAAAAAAAAAGAAUUAUAUAUAUAUACUGAAAAAUAUUUUAUUUAAAAAUUCCACUUUUACUUUCAAGAAUUACUAGCCAAAUUUUGGAAAUAAAAUAAGAGCAAAUAAUUUAUUCAAGUUCAAGUUCAUCAUUAAUCAAAACUGAAACAAAUAUAAGAAUAAAUAAUGUUUAUUUAAUGCAAGUUUAUGUUUAUUAAUAACCAAAAUUUAAACAAAUAACAUAAAAAUAACUAAUAAUUUUUUCAAACUUAUCAUUA